AUGGCCGAAGACCUCCUGACGGCCAUCUGGGACUGUUCUACCUGUAAUUCUUGUGACGAAAUUGCAACUUCUGAGAGCUCCAUCGCUCGGUUUCAUCCAGGCAGGCUGUAUCUAGGCAGACCUCGGCAGAGUGGAGCUGCUAGCGCUCUCUUUGAUGUGUUCACCUCUUCACAUUCGCUUGAGUAUUGGCAGGAGCUUGGAUUCAGUUUGCCCAAGAAACAAGUUAAGUUUGCCGGGGAGGUUCAUUCUUCACCUUCCCAGGAGGCGGGAGUAUCAGAUUUCUGUAAAAUUCUGAGCGCAAAAAACAAUGCCAGGAUCUUCCUAGAGCUUGGUGAUCAAGGGAUAUUCAGGUACGAAGACGUCUACGCGUUGCAUCACGAUGCCAUACCCGGCCAAGGGAUACCGCUACUACACGUUCUUCAAGAGUACCAUCUCAACACACCCGAAAAGGUCGUAAUAGCUCACGCCAUCGCACGAGAAUUUUGGCAGCUUUACGAAACGAAGAUGAUGUUGACAAAAUGGUCAAGCGGCAAUAUCUGGUUUAUGCCAAAUACCAGUGAUCCGACCGCACCACUGCCAUGCAAAGCUUACAUCUCAUUUCCCUUUGAACAAGCCGAGUACGAACUAGAGGAAUAUUCAACGACAGGCCUCAUACACAAAUGUCCCAGAAUAUUUUCACUGGCAAUAUUGCUACUCGAGAUUGGCCUUGGUCGUCCAAUCCAGACUUCGCAGCUGAAACAGCACGAAAGAAAUUUUGUCGGUGGGAUGAACAAGGACUACUCAACCGCGUCGAAGCUACUUAAAGAGCUAAAGGAACAAUCCUGGGGGGGUUACACGGGCAAGAAUGUAUUCGAUCAGGCUAUUCAUGCAUGCAUGAAUGGCAUGAACUUUUCGCCAAGUCAGCAAAGUCCUAGGUUUCCCAUGAAGCCUUCUGAAAGACGAGAGGUCUUUUAUGAAAAGGUGGUGUCACCCCUUCAAUGGCUGGCGAGUUCAUUUGACGGUGAUGCUACAUGUUUCGAGAGAAGUAGUCACUUUAAAUCCUCCGAUAGCUCGACCGAUGCAACCCCAGUACGGGUUGACGAGCUAUGCCCAUCUACGUUGACCUCAUUCCAUAGUGGAAAGUUUGUGAGCCCCGAAGAAUGGCUGGACGACCUGAGGAGAAUCGGUCGCUAUAUUCAUCAGAUAAAGCAGCAAAAUUUUGUCAAUGCUGAUGUGAGACCAAUACGCGUGGCAAUCUUAGACUCGGGCUGCAACUUCAAUGCGCCAUACUUUCAGGAAGAUAAUUCCGGUGCACGGGCAGGCCGUAUCAAGGCGUAUAAGGAUUUUGUUGACGGAAUUGAGGAGGCGAAAGACUCGUUCGGUCAUGGCACUUUCAUGACUGCGCUUGCGAUCGAAGCCGCGCCAACUGCAGAGUUCUAUGUGGCAAGAGUGGCAGAGAAUACGGCAGAACUAGACGGCAACGAAGACAUAAUUAGCAAGGCAAUCUUGUGGGCCGGUAGCAAGCAGAAGGUUGAUAUAAUAUCGAUGUCAUUUGGAGUCACUGACAAUAACGAUGACAUAAAAAAUGCCAUUUUGCAAGUCCGUGCCGAGCGAGGGGACGGUAUAAUUUUUCUCGCCAGCGCGGGCAACUCGGGUCCACACCAAGACAUUGCCUUUCCAGCAAGCCGUCGGGAUGUCAUAUCUAUCAGAGCGACCAAUUACAUGGGCACAAGCAGCGACAAGAACCCCGUGUCUGAUUUGCGCGAGCCGCUAUCAUUCGCCACGUUCAGCGACAACAUUCCCCAGCGGCUUCUGGGAUACAAACCAGACUGUUGUGGGCCUGGAUCUUCGGUUUCCACAGCGGUGGCAGCGGGAAUUGCGGCCAGCAUACUAUCCUAUUCCGCAUUACUCCAGUUGAUGUACCCUACUUACCUGGAAGAUAGACACCUCAACAAACUACGAACGGUCGAAGGCAUGGAGGCACUAUUUUUCGCUAUGUCGACAAAUAUGGGUAACCGGAUACAGUUUAUCAACCCGGUCAAAUUCUUUGCCGAUCGGCCAACCAACCUCUACAGACUUUGUGCGAUAGUGGAUUGUAUAAGGAAGGUGGGAUGA
Penicillium macrosclerotiorum is the source of this 2094-nucleotide messenger RNA. RefSeq names its product S8/S53 family peptidase. Gene Ontology annotation, biological process: proteolysis. Gene Ontology annotation, molecular function: serine-type endopeptidase activity. The transcript is spliced from 2 exons. NCBI's taxonomy places the organism in Eukaryota, Fungi, Ascomycota, Eurotiomycetes, Eurotiales, Aspergillaceae. The record is from RefSeq and is a predicted model, not a curated record. The coding region runs from base 1 to 2094 and encodes 697 amino acids.